Musa acuminata subsp. malaccensis (wild Malaysian banana) is the source of this 1753-nucleotide messenger RNA. Its product is annotated as CRAL-TRIO domain-containing protein C23B6.04c. Gene Ontology annotation, molecular function: phosphatidylinositol transfer activity. The record is from RefSeq and is a predicted model, not a curated record. Lineage: Eukaryota; Viridiplantae; Streptophyta; Magnoliopsida; Zingiberales; Musaceae.
GUGUGUCAAAAGGAUGAUGCACUCGGAGAGAGCAUGCGUUUCGUCUGGAACUCCGCUACGGACGAGAUCAGUGUGACCAACCAAGUUGCAAAAGAGGCCCAAGGGGGCAUCUUCUCUCUCUCUCUCUCUCUUUCUUUCUUUCUUUUCGUACUUGUCCGCCCCUCUGGUUCUCCGCGCGUACCAAGCUUGGAAGGGGAGAAGAUAGCAAGUGCGGUCUAGUCCACCUGCCAACCUUCUCCCCGGAGGCCAAAGAACACACUUGUGACCGUCCCGCAGAAGGCUCUCUCUCUCUCUCUCUCGCUCGCUCGCUCGCUCGCUCGGAGGGAAGGCGGACGCAAACAUGUUCGGAAGGAAGCAUAACUCUCAUGAUGACCAGGAUCAUGCUGCUCUACCACACCAAGAGAAGGUGGAAGAGCUGAGAGCUGCUAUCGGACCCUUAUCCGGACGUAGCUUCAUGUUCUGCACCGAUGCAUGUCUGAGGAGAUACUUGGAAGCUUGGAACUGGAACGUUGACAAGUCGAAGAAAAUGUUAGAGGAGACACUCGAGUGGCGAGCGACUUACAAGCCAGAGGAAAUUCGUUGGCCUGAGGUUGCUACCGAAGGUGAAACCGGCAAGGUCUACAGAGCGGAUUUUCAUGAUCGUGAGGGAAAAAGUGUUCUUGUGCUGAGACCAGGGAGACAGAACACAUGCUCACACGACAGCCAACUCAGGCAUCUGGUGUAUCUCCUGGAGAAUGCCAUCAUCAAUCUGCCCCAAGGACAAGAGCAGAUGGUUUGGCUGAUAGACUUCACGGGAUGGUCAUUGAGGAACUCGGUGCCGAUUAAGACUGCUCGAGAGACGGCAAACGUUUUGCAGUCUCACUAUCCCGAGAGGCUUGCGGCUGCAUUCCUAUAUAAUCCCCCAAGAAUUUUUGAAUCAUUUUGGAAGAUAGUUAAGUAUUUCCUGGACCCGAAGACCUGCGAGAAGGUGAAAUUUGUGUACCCGAACAAGGAAGAGAGCAUGGAAGUGCUGCGCAAAAGCUUCGAUUUCCAGAUGCUGCCCGAGGAUUUUGGAGGAGAGAGCAAUGUGCAUUAUGAUCACGAGGAGUUCGCGAGACUGAUGGCAAAGGAUGAUGCCAAGACCGCGGCGAUUUGGGGAGAGGAUCAUGCUGCCGGAGCAUCUGAAGUCGCACAUUUGGUAAGCAUGAACGAGAACAGCAACUCGAAAAAGGAGCAAGUCAAAACAACAAGAUAAGCGAUAUGAUCAUCUGGAAUUUGACUACGCUAAAAGAACUACGACACCAAUACACGGGCUGUAUCAUCACUUGUAUACAGAACAACUUCAACGAUGUCUGGAUCUGAACAUAUUCGAUUGCAGCAAAAAUAUACGCACGAGAGUAAGGCUACAAACUUUCAGCCUGAUCGGACAGAAAAGACAUUCCGUUUAUGAGAAACAAAAUGGGUACAUUAAAACCUACAUAAAUAAAUAAAUAAAAAGUAUUGGUUAUAUGUUUGAUGCAAAGGAAAAAGUAUAUGAACCAAGUUGACAUUUCUUUGGACAUCCCUUCCCUUGUUGAUAUUUAAUUAUUGACAGAAAAUGUUGGAGAGGUUAAAAAACAUUACUGAAAGAAUCAAGGUUUUAUGCCAAACUAUAUGCAUGCUCCGAAUUAUGUGAACAAACCAAUGGAAUACAUCAUAUGAAACAGUCAAAAACUUUCCAUGCAAGAAACUUCCAUAGACAAGUUGGAAACACGGGGAAUGCAGGCAACAAAAA